This is a messenger RNA of Trichomonas vaginalis G3, 2571 nucleotides long. RefSeq names its product TOR signaling. The record is from RefSeq and is a predicted model, not a curated record. Gene Ontology annotation, cellular component: TORC1 complex; cytoplasm. NCBI's taxonomy places the organism in Eukaryota, Parabasalia, Trichomonadida, Trichomonadidae. The transcript has a single exon. Gene Ontology annotation, molecular function: protein-macromolecule adaptor activity. Bases 1 to 2571 code for a protein of 856 amino acids. Gene Ontology annotation, biological process: regulation of autophagy; positive regulation of cell growth; positive regulation of protein serine/threonine kinase activity.
AUGAGUGUCGAAAGUGUUUCGGACGCUUCCGACUCUGAUAUUGAUUUUACGAAGUCCCACGGAGGGGGGCUCUACAAAACUAUGUCCGAAGAAGAAGAUAUCGAAAGCUAUCGCAUGGCAGACGAGAAUGAAGAAGAUUAUGAAAAAAUUAAAACAGAUUAUGAGCAUCGAAUACAUUCAAAUCCAUUUCAAGCGUUUGAUAAAGAGCUAUUACCAAAAUCCUGUUAUACUGAUAUAAAUCAAAUGGUUCCUGAAGGUGUUCAUAUUCAUCUUAACACUUUAACUCGAUUAAUUCCAGGCAAGCCUCAAAACAGAAAGUUCAUUCACACUUGGGAAGAUCUAAGCGUGGUAAAUACAGUCGAAGCUGUGCGAACUUUGCAAGGAUUUUUCCCAUCACAAUAUUUUAAACAUGCAAAAUGGAGUACACAGACUUCUCGGUCCCAGGUUGAGCUUAACUUCAGUUCGCCCAUUAGGCAUAUAUGUUUGCAGAACGGAAAUAGCCUAAGAAUUUUCCAUUAUAUUGGUCUUGGAUUUCCACCACCUGAAAAUGGAAAAAUCUGUAUCAAAGACAAUGGGUUUUCCCCUGAUGAUUGGAAAUCCAUGCAAGAAAUACGUCAAUAUAUACCAACUCACAUUCAUUUUAUUUUUGAUUGCGACAAAGCUGCUUCUUUGCAGGAAGCAUUGAUUACAAAGAAUAGCAAAUACGAAAAAACAUACCACACGCAGAAUAUAAGCGCUAUGUUCGCUUGUGGAGCUACAGAUUAUUUACACAUACCGGAAACAUUACCACAAGAUAUAUUUACAUGCAUAUUACUCGAUCCAGAACGCUCUAUCCGUUCCCUCAUGAAAAUUAACGAUAACGUUAGCGAUGCAACUUUAAAAUCAUUAAUAAGUAUUUUUACGGAAGCAAUUGCAAGAGAUUCUCUCGAUACAUCGACAUUCAUGACAUACUUUAUAGAACCUCCCCUUUUAAGUGCAUUAUGGAAGAAUUUUAUCUUAUCUCAAAGAUUAAUGAAACAAUUCGGAAUAACUGUGCAUUCGAUUCCAAAAAUACCUGAUUGCUCGGAACACCAUCUCUGGCAACAGUUCGAAUACGCGUUAAGAUGCAAACCUGACUGUCAAUUAUCAACAAUAACAGAUUUACACAGAUCUCAAUUCCUAACAGUAGAAAAAACAUCGAAAACAAUCAGAGCGUUUAUUUCUACACUUAUAAAGAACGAUGAUUUAUACGAAACGAUUAUUGUUGAUAUCGCCAAAUUUAUGAAGCGUUCUCCGGCCAUGUGCUCAAAGAUGGCACUGUAUUUAGAGUCUAAAUACAUUGCCCAACACUAUAUUACUCAAGAAAGAUCAAUAAAUGGUUCUAGAGCUUGGAACGUCGUAAUUAGUGGUAUUCUUCUUGCAGAACCUGGUAACACUAAGCCUAUUGCAAACAGUCUUGAAGCUACAAAGGUCAUGGAGUUGAUAAAAAGCCCAGAAACUGAUGAUAUCUGUAAAAGAUAUUUAAUUUCAUCGGUUGUAGUGCUCGGAGAUGGCCAAACGCAUUUUAUUGGCCUUUUAGGUACUGAUUGUAAUGUCCACAUGUACUUUCCAUGCAUACUUAACAUUGAUACAUCACCUGAAACGAGAUUACUCUAUUGUACAUUGGUCCAAGCAAUUCUCGCUCGUUCCCAAGCCAAACCUACAGAGAGUGGAAAGGCAGGAAUCCACAGACUCGGCCAACUUUUGCUUCAGGAAGAAUCCGCUCUAUUCAGAGCUGUCGGAGUUUGCAUUUUGGCAUCAUUAAUGUAUCACAAUGCCACAGGAUUUAACGCUGACCUCCUCAAGCUUGCUCUUCCUGCAGUUUUGGACGGAUCAUAUCGGGUCAGAUUGCCUUUGAUAGCAAUGAUCCACAGAUACAUCGAACUUGGUGGAACAGUCGGCGGAAGCGGUACAGCAGACGUCUCAAAAAUACUUAACGGCGAAGUUGACGAUGCAGCCGAAUAUCUUAGCGACAUUGUAUCAUUUUUGAUCCAUGAUCCAUACGAUGAUGCUAGAGCAAAAGCUUUGGAUCUUCAAACAGCAACUAAAAACGAAGAAUCAAUUGGAGAUGAAAAAUUAAGGGAAGAAGUGGCCACGUUACAGCAAACCGUUCACUGCAGUUUGUUUAGUGAAGGAUACGAGAAGAAAGGAAAGACAAUAAUAAGGUAUACCGAUGAUAUCGUUUGUGGAGGAAAUUUGGAGCUUCUUGAGACACUUCCUAGCUUCGGAGGAGGUGCCAUCACUGCUUUAAACUUUUCCUUGGACCACGAUGGUAUUAUUUGUGGAUCUGCCGGUGGAAAUGUUGUAUGGGGGGAAAAUUCAUGGCGUCCAGCGCCAUCCGCCAUUACAGAUAGCGUCCACAUAGGUGGAAAUGUCAUUGCUGUAUGUUCUUCACCAGGAAUUGUCACUAUUCUUAAGCGUGGACAUGGAAAACCAGUUGAUUGUUUCCAAGCCGGCAUGGAAGGUGACAGAGGAGCCAGGACACAAAUUUUCACAUCCAAAACAAAUCCUUCUGAUGCAUUUAUAAGCACAGGAGCCACAGAAGUCGUAUGA